AUGGAUGCCGAGGGCCACGCGAGCAGCACGCUGCUGGAGCUGAUGAGGCGGACGGGCUACGCCUUCCAGCAGAAGAAUGGCCAGCGCAUCUUCGGCCCGCCCAGCACCUGGACGGCGGGUCCCCCCCCGAGGGGCUGCGAGGUGUUCGUGGCCAAGCUGCCGCGGUACUUGUUCGAGGACGAGCUGUUCCCGCUGUUCAGCCGCGCGGGCACGGUGUACCAGAUGCGGCUGAUGGUGGACUUCUCCGGGUCGAACCGCGGGUUCGGCUUCGUCCAGUUCUCCCGGCCCGAGGAGGCGCGCGCCGCCAUAGCGCUGCUCGACAACCACGAGGUGAGGCCGGGCAGGUUCAUCGGCGUCAUCAGGUCCAUCGACAACCGCCGCGUGUACGUGGGCAACCUGCCCAAGGAGAUGUCCAAGGCCCAGCUGGCGGACUUCUUCCGAGGGGAGGUGGAAGGGGUGGUUGACGUGAUCGUGUACCAGUCCGUGGUGAAGAAGCCCUUGAACAGGGGCUUCGUGUUCCUGGAGUUCGCGACCCACACCGACGCGGCGAUCGCGCGCAGGAAGCUCAAGCUCAUCUGCAUGGAGCCGGGCAAGCAGAUGAUAGUGGACUGGGCCAUCCCGCUCCCGGAGGUUCCGGACCACGUCAUGAGAGAGGUGAGGCCUGUCGCGGUUGCACCCGACCGCAUCGCCGCGUUCGAGACGUGUUCAUAG
Messenger RNA from Bacillus rossius redtenbacheri, 711 nucleotides. RefSeq names its product probable RNA-binding protein 46. NCBI's taxonomy places the organism in Eukaryota, Metazoa, Arthropoda, Insecta, Phasmatodea, Bacillidae. Gene Ontology annotation, cellular component: nucleus. The coding region runs from base 1 to 711 and encodes 236 amino acids. Gene Ontology annotation, molecular function: mRNA binding. The transcript is spliced from 2 exons. The record is from RefSeq and is a predicted model, not a curated record.